Fusarium mangiferae is the source of this 888-nucleotide messenger RNA. RefSeq lists its product as uncharacterized. Gene Ontology annotation, cellular component: extracellular region. Gene Ontology annotation, biological process: chitin catabolic process; carbohydrate metabolic process. NCBI's taxonomy places the organism in Eukaryota, Fungi, Ascomycota, Sordariomycetes, Hypocreales, Nectriaceae. The transcript is spliced from 4 exons. Bases 1 to 888 code for a protein of 295 amino acids. Gene Ontology annotation, molecular function: chitin binding; chitinase activity. The record is from RefSeq and is a predicted model, not a curated record.
AUGUUAUGUUGUGUCGAAAAUCUGUUCCCUGAGCGCGUCGCCAUUUUGGCGCGUAAUCUGAAGCAUCCCUGCGUGCACGUGAUACGCCUACCCAUAUUCAACAAGUACAGGCCUUUUCAACCGGUCGAAGAUGUUCGAGCUCUCUUUGACAGUAACGUUCAAGUUUGUAUGGCCAUUGGUGGCUGGGGCGAUACUACUGGCUUCAGCGAAGCUGCCAAGUCCGAUAAGGCCCGCAAGAACUUUGCCAAGAACAUUACUUCCACCGUUGACAUGCUGGGCUUUGAUUGUGUUGAUAUUGAUUGGGAAUACCCUGGCGGUAACGGCGAUGACUACAAGUCUAUUCCAAAUGAGAAGAAGGAAUACGAGAUCCAAUCUUUCCCGGGUCUUCUCGGAGAAGUAAAAAAGGCCAUCGGAGAUAAAGAACUUUCUAUCGCGGUCCCGGGCCUCAGCCGUGAUAUGAUUGCGUACACUUCGAAUCAAGUUCCUGAGAUUAACUGCGUUGUCGAUUUCGUCAACGUCAUGACAUACGAUCUCAUGAACCGCCGAGACCAUUAUACUACCCACCACACCUCGCUUCUGGGCACCUUCCAUGCUAUUGAUCUAUAUAUAUCCCUCGGCUUUCCAGCUUCCAAGCUGGUCUUCGGUAUUCCGUUUUAUGCCAAGUGGUUCACCACUMAGAGCGGAUAUGUUUGCGACCAACCCAUCGGGUGCCCUACUGAGCUUUUUGAGCACCAGGACGACGGCAGUGAUACGGGAAAGUCUGGCUCAAUGACCUUCGAGGCAGCCAAUUUCGCAGUUCCUCUUGAGACCCUAAYUCUUUCACCAAAUGCCACUUGCGGCGCCGGUACACCGUUCAAAUGUGGUGACGGCCUCUGCUGCGAUAGCUGA